Molecule: messenger RNA, 2947 nt
Organism: Symbiodinium sp. CCMP2456
Lineage: Eukaryota; Dinophyceae; Suessiales; Symbiodiniaceae
Source: the annotation of a GenBank genome assembly
GAACCUCUGCGCACUGAAGACCCUCAAGUUCUACCAGGAAGAGUGCGACUUGCGCAAUGCCUGGUUCGAGAUCUGUGACCAGGUCGUGUCAUUGCAGGGCGUGGCUCCCCCGAAGAACUCCGAGUGCUACCCUUACCGGCAGCAUCUGCAAUCUCUCCAUGUGCCCUUCGCCGCCUAUUUCGCAGAGAAGCUGGACGGUUUCCGCGCGAUCUUCUUCGAGCACCAGCUCCAGAAGAUGGAUCCAGGGAAUCCGGCGCUGAGGGAUUUCCGGCUGGCGAUGGAGGCGGCCAUUCCUGACCAGUGGAUGGAGCUCUUGCGGCAGCACCGGCAGGCCUACGUCCAGGACCUGGCGGUCGUGAAGCUGACGGCGGUGCCCCUUCCCCAGGCCGAGCAGCUCCGGAUUCUUCAACCGAUCUUCCAGGAGCAAUCUGCUUUUGAAGACUGGGGUGUACCGGAGAUUCAUCAGUUCUUGUGGUGCCACCAGGGCACCCUCCAGGCGGUGCUGCGGCAACUUGCGGCCGUCCCAACCCAGCUCAGAAAUCUCGAAGCUUUCAUGGCCUCCAUGAUCGGGCAGGAGCGGCACUUGGUGGCGUCGGACAUGACGAGGUUGAUGCACCUGGUCUCAGAUCACGCCUGUUCCGCGUUGCAUCCUUGUUCCGAAGCCCUGAAUACCACGAACACGGGCUGGCUCCCCAAUGCCCGGCGUGUGCUUGCAGCAGCGCGAAGCGCCCUGGAUUGCGCGUCACAGCACUCUGCAGCACAGCCUGUCAGCGUGAGUGCCCUGAGCAUCAUGGUGGAAGUCAGCCAACGGCUAGAAACGGAUGUGACCGAAUUCUGGCGAUCGAUGAAGUUGGAAACACCAAUCAAGCGUCCAACAGCGUUGCAGCAACUUGUAGAGCGCUUGUUGCACGGUGCCCAAGCCCACAUGGACCAGAGCAGUCUGCAGCAUCUCCAGCUCUCCACCUACCAGCAGCUUAUUCCCCACGGUGUUUCAGACGCCAUCGUCAACAGCCUCACCAGCGGGGUCCCCGUCGUUGCAUCGGCGCUGCAGCUGCGCAGCUUGGUCCGUGGAGCCUGCCAGGAAAACUCCAGGUGCUUGCUGGAGGCCUUGAGGUCUGCCAGUGCGGCGAGCCGCAGCACGCCGAGCACAGCGCUGCGAACGCUGCAGGAACUCGCUUGCUCUGCUGGCCCAGCAGGUCCCUUGAAUGCCGUGCUCUGCAUCGAGAUCGAGGAGUUUGGCCUUCCCUGGCUACACCUGGAUGCAGCCAACAGCGGUGGCGAGGUGGUCGGGUUAGCCACGGCCGUGCUCCUUGCCGCGGAGAUUUUGCGAAGCUUCGAGAGAUCGAGUUUCGGCUUGCAGCACGUGGUCGCAGCUGCCGUGCUACGUGCAGCGGCAACGCGGGCGGCCUCGCUCCUCUCCAGUGACAGUCCAGUGGCCUGGGAUGGCUUGGGUCACGCGCUGGCCCGACUUUGCACAGCAGGCUCCGCUGGUGGGCUCCAGCGAGCACUGGGCACCUGCCUGCGGAAUUCUGUCCUGCGUGAGGUGCAUGCCCGCACCGGAAACAUGGCAACGACCGUGGAGCUUUGCAGCCCGGUGCCGUGGUUGAAGGAGUCCUUGCCAGUUCCAGGCGACAUGCCCCAACUUGCCGGGCACCUCCCGACCUUUUUGGGUGGCUUUUGCCCCGAGGCGGUCGAGUCUGCACAGGUCAUCGAGCGAGCGCUUCAGCUGCGGCAAACCUCCGACUUGGCCGCCAUCGUCGAGAAGGCAGACGCGGGCAUCUGGCGUUUCGGCUUCUUCGCCGCCUCCUCGAACCUGUUGUGCUCGGAUCCGGGGCCAGACCGGGAGCUGCGGGAGCAGGGGCGGCGCUGGCUCGCCUCGCAGCCGGAGUUGCGAUCCCUACCGGCCCUGAUGAGGUGUCACCUCGAGGGGCUGCCUGCGCCUCUCCGCCAGGGCCUGCAGGCGGGAGAUCUGGCUGAGCAGCUCCCGCUCCUCACUAGCUUGCACGUGGCAGCUGCCAUCGCGGCAGCCCCCAUCUCAGGCCUGUCGCAUCCGUUGAAGCUUGCUGCCGACGGGGGAGCAGGCAUGUUUUUGCCUGCCAUGCCGGACGACGAAGAGCAGGUCAUCCUGCAAGCCUUGAACGAGGGCUAUGCCAAUGCACGUUUUCAUGGGCACACCCGGUACGAGUGCCAGUGUGGCUACAGGUUCAUCGUCGCAGAUUGCGGGCAAGCCGUGCAGGAAAGCACGUGCCCUCAAUGUCGACGUCGCAUCGGUGGGUACGAGUACGCCCGGCAUGGCAACAGACGCGUUGAUGCAUCUCCAGUCGUCACCCCUGCAACUCUGCAGUCCAAGCAAGGAUACUUUCCACAUCCUGCUUCUCGCGAGCGCAGCCUUUCGGUGAGAAGCAUCUCUCCGUUAUCCUUCCGCGCCCUGCACUUCUUGCUGCACUCGUCCUUUUUCACGAAGCUUUGGGACACCUCUGCUUGGGCCGUCCAGAACGUGGCAGGAAUUCUGGAACACCUCAGGGCCGAUUGGGACGUCCUUACUCAAAUCCUGGGAGCUUGUCCUGCCGGCUUUCUGAUGGAUGUUUCAGGCAGACUGAUGUUCACUUCCCGAUCGACCGCACAGACGGUGAUGACGCAAAAGGAGCGCCUGCGAUGGGAACGGCAUUUUGCCGAGGUGAUGAUCGAGCCCUGCGUAGAGAACGCGCAGAGAGCCGAAUUUGAUGCCCAGCUCAGCUGGGACCGAGUUGCUGGUCAUGCAGAGGAGACCUUGCCGCUCCUCCUGUUGGAUCGCCUCCCUCCGCUGAGCGCGCGUGCGGCCCGGGAUGCGACCACGGAUGAGCAAGGUGGCUCCGCGGAAGCAUCUCAAGCCCACCGAUUGGUGCUUGGAGCUGGGAGCUGGGAACUUCACCUUCGCCCUGAGCUUGGCUCGGGCCCGGGGUCCUGA